AUGCAAAGACCCCUCCAAAACGAUUUCGGCGUGGGCGACAAGGAGAUCUCCAGGGAAGGUUCGGGAGCUCCCUCAACGCCACAGGAGCGAACUCCAAGGAGUCCGUUCAGAGCACCACGGAGUUUGCGGGUGCCGCGGAGCCGGAGCCCUCGGCCAGCAAGGUGGAGAUCCAAGGAAGUCGAAAGCUCGGAAGCCAAGGUGUUCCACCGACUCUAUCGCGAUGCAUCCGCCAAGCAGGAGGCCUUGGCGCGGAGGAUUCAAGAGCAAGAAAACGAGAAGCAUGAGACCCCUGCUCGGGAGGCGUCAGCGCAAAGAAUACGUGAGAUCAGUGAGCGCAUGCACGCAGAGCUCAGGAAGCAGCCGUGCAAGCCGGCUUCGGAAGCGCCCAAGUCGCCAAGGUGCAUACCAUCUGAAAUGAGCGAAGAACAAAGACACUUCAUCCAGAAGCAGCACAAAUGGAAAGAGCAGCGUGAGCGGCGCAUGGAGGCCGUGCGCCGAGAGCGCACGGAGGCCGAGCGAAAGUAUCUGGAGGACCACAGCAUCCAUGUCAGAAGCCGAAGCACCGCCCCCAAUCCUCUGGCUUGCUGCGAUCGGCUUUACAAGGACAGCUCCCAGCGUGCAAGACGCUUGCAACGAUCACAGCUGGCCGCUCAGGAGGAGCUCCGUCAGGCCAUCGAGGCCAAGUUCGUUCACAGGGCUGUCUCCGCAGAUGCCACUUCGAACCCUCGAGGACAGGAGGUGGCCAUGCGUCUUCACAAAGAUUUUGAGGACAGACGUCAGCGAGUUGAGCAGAAGAGGCAGGAGCAGGAGGAGUCUUUCCGACAGCGAGCUCAGCGAGCAAGCUCCAAGAAGGGCUCGACACCCCGCACACCGACGGUGAGUCCGUGGGCAAAAGAGACCAAGAAGGCGAACUCCAAGGCUGCUCAAGGAGUUGCAGAAACGCGGAAGAGUUCGAGUUCCCGAAGCCCGGCCUCCACCACGGCUUCGGAGUGGUCGCCCAAGUCACCCAAGUCGCCCAGCAACUCCAUGAAGUCGACCUCGACCUCCUCCAGGGUUCCAAACCGAGAAGGCUCGCCCGGAUGUCCUCGUAGUGUUUCUUUGCGCGGAGCAAUGCCGCCGGAGAAAUUAAACACGUCGGACCUCCUGGACGUUGAAGUGGGCGUCGUCGCUGCUGUCGGAGUUCUGGAGGUUCCAGGGACGACCUGGUACUGCGUUGUGCAAGUAGCUGGAGGGCAUGAUCUGAUACUGUGCACUCGGAGUGUGGAGAAGACCACCGAUGUCGUGUGGAACGAGUCGGUCCUUACAUCGAUUCAUCCCACGGAUACGCUAUUGUUCAAGGUCUUCGCAGAGAAAGAGUGCCAAGCGGAAGCUUCUCUACAAGUCGCAUCGGUCUUGAAGAUUUGCUCUUCCGGUUUCGAGGGCAAGCUGCGCAUGUGGGAGAGAAGUCCGGGAGCCGGCACAACCCCGCACCUCCAAGUGACCCUCCGGCGCCUGGAAAAGCUUGAAGUUGCAGAGGGAGAGGCCGUGGAGGCGAAGAAGCCGUCGCCUUCAGGAUACACUGGCAAAGCCUGGAGGAAGGAUAGCCGAGACCUCUUGGGCGCAACCCAGCGAGUGCGAAGGAUGCAAAGUGAGCCUUCGCUUCCCUCGCCUGUAACGCCGCAUUCUUCGGCUGAAGGGGGCUUAUUGGCUUCAACAUCCACAUUCCUACCAGUGAGCACGAAGGCGUCGACGUCCAGAACUGCACGGCAAAGUGAGAGGAAACCGAGAGCGGGCUACGAGUUUGAAGUGUAUAUGACGCUUCCAUCGGACCUGACAAAGUACACAGUGCAGAUUCCGGGAACAUGGCUACCAGACCACUUGCAAGGGGAAGCACGCGCUGUGGAGGAGCUGCUCCUCUCGUUGACGGCGCGGGGCGUGGAAGAGGCGAGGCCGACGGAGGUGCACGUUGGCACGGACAAGGCUGGGAUCCCAGAUCAGGGCUCCAAUUCGCAGACCAGCUACCCAGUCUGCCCAGUUGAGUGGGUCAUGCCACAGGCGCAGUGCAGCAAAGCAUGCGACAUGGAGGAUGACGAGCUGGCGUUUUCUGUCAGUGAAGCUCCUGAAGGGCGACCAUUCGGACCCGUGGCCAACAGUCUGAGUGAUGACGAGCUCCUGAGCCCGGACACUCGCAGCGAAUGGCCGGCGCUGGCCAGACAUGAAGAUGAUGAUAUGGCUGAUAUGGAUGAGUUGAUGGCGGUUGUGGGGGUCGAUGAGGCACCUUUCGAGCCGGGGGAGCCCAGAGCGAGGUCAGACGGUGAAGCAGCGCAGUCACCCUUCUAUGAGCCUCAUCAAUGGCACCCUGACCAGGCCUCCGCCGCUCGCGGCAGCUCCAGCAGCUCCGGGGGCUCUGAGCAAGAAAGCAGACAAAGCCGAAGUUCUUCAGUUCACAGUCUGAGCUCAGAAAUCAGCAAGAACGAGAUUCAGAGGGAGAUCCUUGCCACAUUCAACGGCACGGUGGACACGGCAGGGCUGGGGAGUCCAGAGCGAGAUGGUCCUGUCCACGCCGCCUUUGGCGGAGCUGGCGGAGCUGGCGGAGCCGAAGCCAGCCUCUUUUCCUCGGAGCAAAAGGUUUUCAACACUUCUCUUAUAACAGUCUAA
Symbiodinium natans is the source of this 2637-nucleotide messenger RNA. NCBI's taxonomy places the organism in Eukaryota, Dinophyceae, Suessiales, Symbiodiniaceae. The record is from the annotation of a GenBank genome assembly.